Myiozetetes cayanensis is the source of this 3476-nucleotide messenger RNA. RefSeq names its product chromobox 8 (gene CBX8). The record is from RefSeq and is a predicted model, not a curated record. The transcript is spliced from 5 exons. Lineage: Eukaryota; Metazoa; Chordata; Aves; Passeriformes; Tyrannidae. The coding region runs from base 88 to 1182 and encodes 364 amino acids.
GGGGGGGCCUCGGUGACGUCAGCGGGCGGAGUAUUAUGGUCUGGGCUGCGCCGGGGCCGCCCCUGCGCUGCGAGCGGCCGCGUAAACAUGGAGCUCUCGGCCGUCGGGGAGCGCGUCUUCGCGGCCGAGGCCCUGCUCAAGCGCCGCAUCCGCAAAGGCCGCAUGGAAUAUCUGGUCAAAUGGAAGGGCUGGUCGCAGAAGUACAGCACUUGGGAACCCGAGGAAAACAUCCUGGAUGCCCGGCUGCUUGCAGCCUUCGAGGAGAGCUUUGGUUCUUUUAACACCUCUAGGGAGCGAGAAAUGGAGCUUUACGGGCCCAAAAAGCGAGGCCCCAAGCCCAAAACCUUCCUGCUAAAGGCCCAGGCAAAAGCCAAAGCCAAAACCUAUGAAUUCCGCAGUGACUCUUCCAGGGGGAUCCGGGUGCCAUAUCCCGGCAGGUCCCCCCAGGAGCUGGGCUCCACGUCCCGGGCUAGGGAAGGACUGAGAAACAUAGCCCUGGCCCCCCAGGGCAGCUCCAGCACCAGCACCCCCAAGGGAGACAGCAUCCGGGACCGGGUGAUCCGCGUGGAGGAGAAACCUGGGGAGACCCCCAAAAAGAGAGGCCCGAAGCCCAGGAAGGAGCUUUACAAGGACCUGGCGGAGACUCUGGAUGCCUCCAAGAGGAAACUGGGGGACCCGGGGGACAAGGUGGGGGACUACCUGAAGGCCAGGAAGAUGGAGGAGGCGGCGACGGGGGCGGCCAAGUUUGGCUCGGGACACAGCGUGAUCCAGCUGGCCCGGCGGCAGGAGCCCGACCUGCCUGGCGCCCUGCCCGGCCCCAACCGCGCCGAGGCGGGCACCGACACCUUCCCCCCGCGCCUGGCCAAGCACCGCGCGGACUUUCUGGACCCCAAGGGGCAGGGGGGGCUGGACCCCGGUGGGCCCAAGCUCCUGCACAGCGCGGUGAGCCCGGGCAGCGUGGGCAGCCUGUACCGCGACGGCGUGGGGGGCCCGGCGGGGCGGCCCUCCCUCAUCGCCAGGAUCCCUGUCUCCAGGAUCCUGGGGGACCCCGAGGAGGAGUCCUGGAGCCCCUCUCUCAACAACCUGGAGAAGGUGGUGGUAACUGAUGUGACCUCUAACUUUUUGACCGUCACCAUCAAGGAGAGCAGCACGGACCAAGGAUUCUUUAAGGAGAAGCGAUGAGUUUGGUGGAGGUGGUGCUGGGGUUUUCUUCAGUCAGAUCCAGACAAAAUCUUGGUUAGAGCUUGGUGGGCCUCUCUUUUUUUUUUAAUUCUUUUUUUUUUCCUUUAAAAUUUUUUUCUUUUGUUUUUUCUUUUGUUUUUGGUCCUGGAGAGAAUUUAGAAACUGUCCUAAAUUCAUUAACUCAUUCUUUUGUUUUUGUUUGGUUUUUUUUUUUUUUCACGUCUUACAUUUCGUUGGAAAGAUUAUCUCUAGAGUUAUAUUUUCUAUUAGAUGUAAAUAUGUUAUUUAAGAAAAAAUGCUUAUAUAUAUCUAUAUAUAUAUAUUUCAACUCUGAGUUGUUUUAUUUAAAUGGAGACAACAGUGACUGCUCAGUUGCUCCUUGAAAGGACAAUAAAACUGAGAACUAACGAGUUCACGCAUCUGCCACAGGAGCCGGUGUACAUAACGGUGUUCAUAGCUAAGUAUGUGCUGGGUUUUUUUAACUAUUAUUUUUCAUAUGAUGCUAUGGAUGGUGGAGGGGGACGUGUUGCUCCCUCGGAGGGCGAAGUGCCCGGAUUUCUUGAUUGUGAUUUAAGGUGUUGCUUGUACAAUCAAGUGUGCUGUGUCCAGAACUGUUGCCCUUGACAGUUGACGUGAGCACUUGAAUUCACAGUGUUGUUGGGGAUGGGGCGUUUCCAGUCUAACAAAAAAAGUAAUGUUGCUACAAAGUCGGGGCGGGGAAAAGCAGAAAUCCAUAAAAAGGCUAAAAGUGUUGGAGUAUUAACUUGAAUUCCCUUUUCUUGCGGAGGAGAGGAGGUCUGUGUGUGUAAGGUUCCUGAGGAGUGAUACUGAAAUGCACUUUAAUAGAGUUGUCGUAGCAGUUGUGGGAGAUGGGACUGAGCUGAGAAUCUGUUUUCAUUUUGUCUGGUCGCUUGAUUCUGUUCCCCCACCCACUCAAAACAAAAAAACCCCAACAAAACCCCCCUCUGUUUACAUUCCUGAAAUGCCAGAGAGGUUGGGGAGGGAGCAUCUCACUGCCCAUAUUUAGUUACUUUAUUCUGCUAUAGAAAGUGGAUUAUUAUUAUUAUUAUUUUUAUUCCCAAUCACAGUUUACUUCAGACUGUUGCAAGACUCCCGAUAAAGUGUUUUGUAAUACCCACAUCCCUGACAAAUCCCAGAGCCACCUUUAUGCAUUCAGAGACAAUAAAUAUUUCCCUUUCCUUAUGCUGGUUAAACAAUAGCCAAGAGGCAAAAUAUUCCCGUGUGGAGCAGCCCUGCCGGCUUGGAUGGAUUUUUUGCUGGAUUUGCCUGUGGGAUUCCUCCUGGAACUGUGAUUCUUCCCCAGCUGGUGCAGGGAGGGUCUCAUGGCCCUGGACGAGGUGCAGCAGUUUCCCUGCUGGUGGGGGGUGCAGCCCCCGCUCUGUUGCUCCCCAGCUCGGCCACAGCGUGGCACAGAGGGGAGAGUGGUACCCUGCCCAGCGUGUGGUUUGGCUGAGGUGGGGCAGGUGACCCUGUCCCGACACCUUGCUCUGGGCAUCAGUCAGAUGGGAAGCACAAACCUGGCAGCGCCUGAGGGCUGAACUGGGCCAGGUUCCCUUUGUUCCUGGGCUCCUGACAGCCCCUGGCUCAGGGGGCUCACAGGGAGUGACCACCAGGGAGUCUGAGAGUGGGGAAGGGGCUGGGCAAGGGGCACCCCUUCACUUUGGGGCGCAUCGGCGGCUCCACCUUGUCCGGUCCCCUUCCCCAUCCUUUCAGGACCCAUGAGGUGCCUGGCAGGAGGAUGCUGGACUGGCUGCGCAAAGGGAGCCCUAGUGUCUGAGAAUUCAGUUUGCUUUUCCUUUUUUCUUUUCUUUCUUUCUUUCUUUUUUUAAGGCAUAUUUUGUAAAAUUGAGAUUUUUAACUUGGUUUGUGCGAAGAGGCAAGGUGCUGCCAGUGCCGACAUGGGACAUGGGUGGUGUUGGAGGAUGAUGAGGGGGUUGAGCUGCCUGUCCUCCCGCUGCCCCCAAAGCCGGAGGAUCCUUCCCUUUGCAGAGCCCGGAGCUGCUCCUGCCCCGUGUCCGUGUGUGUCCCGACACAGCUGGAGCAAACCGUACCUGUGGGUGUAUAUGUGUGUCUGUACAUAGCGACGUGUACCCUGCGUGUGUGCGUGCGGGUGUGUGUGUGUGAAUUAUUUAAAUCUAAGACUUGUACAAAAACGAUUUGGCUAAAUCUCAGUCUCAGAAGUGAAGCUUAACUACGUGUCUUCUGCCAGCCGUGAAUGUCCAUAUGAGACCUGCUUUUUAUGUCAGUUUAAAUAUAUACUUUGUAAAUAGAAA